UCUUCUUCCCCGACCGAUCGAAUAUUCUCCAGAAAGAAUAAGACGUGUAUAUAAACCAUCUAGCUAAAUGGUAACUACAGUAGAAACUACCACACAAUCAGUACGUACUGAAGCUGUCGAAGCACCAGCACUGUCACCUCCACUUGCCAGCAGCAAUACCAAUCAUAUCGGCUUUACUGAAUUUCGACUUGAUCCACUCGAUGCUCAUGCCACACCACCUCAUCAACUACGCGAAUCAUGUCGAACAUUCACCUUGAAUCUCGAACCUACCCCCGGCACACCCCUUGCACAAUCGUUUAAAAAGUUUCAGGACUGUUCAUAUUCGACAAGUGGACCGAAUCGUGCUCACGACACUACACCCCAUAUCUCCAUACUCGGCAAAGUAACAAUCACACGAGGCGAUCAGUCGCAAUGGCGUACUGCUGACCGGCUCCAUCAAAUUAUCAGCCAACAAGUACAGUUACUCGAUAUGUUGACAGCACCAAUUUUUGGCGGUUAUCAGACCAUUUCCAAACCUACACGCGCACUCGUCAUGCAUGUCCAUGUCGAUGCUGAUUUUGCUAAACUCGCUCGUUCUAUCCAUCGACUCAUGACGCCCGAACAAGGUGUCAAUUUCCAAACCAUCCCACCCAUGAACCGUAUCUAUCUUGCCUACGACAUUUUACAUUCUUUAUCCCCCACAACGCUGUCCAAGUUGAAUACCUUAGCCAAGGAGACUAUCGUUGUCGAUGAUUGGGUGUUGCACGGACAAGAUUGGCAGCUGUCGUUGUAUGAAGUCAUCCUUGAAAGUCGCGUAAAAGGCAUACAGCAGCAGGCAGUCUUGAUAGAUUCGUGGCAACUUAACAAGCCUCAAAGCAAUACUGCACCCUCGACACCCUGGUUGUCAAAGUCAUUACGCGUCAAACUUGCAGUCUUGUCAACACGUUGUUUUGGACCACGGCCCUCUGCUUCUACUUCUACUUCCUCGGCAUCUGCAAAUCUUGUCAGCAAUAGUAGUACUAAUGAGAACGAGAUAGAAUCACGUUCGUGACAUAUGCAUUUUGUAUACCACUAUCGUAAACCUCCUCUUCCAUACAUCCUCCUCCAUUCUCUCCUCUAUCACUGAUUAUGUAAAAGCAAAUGCACUAUCCCAACAUAUUUUUCUACCCAUCAAUCUUCAUAUCCAAAAAAAAAAAAU
Molecule: messenger RNA, 1177 nt
Organism: Zychaea mexicana
Lineage: Eukaryota; Fungi; Mucoromycota; Mucoromycetes; Mucorales; Lichtheimiaceae
Exons: 1
Coding region: 68-1030 (320 amino acids)
Source: RefSeq, a predicted model, not a curated record